AAGCAGUAGCCCCACACUGCUUUCUGUGUCCUGCGGGGAAGUGGGUUGUCCUAACUCCAGAUUUUCUGAGGACGACUCCCGAGCGCGGUUUGCAUGCGCACAUAAACAUGUAGCUGUCUUUGCCCCAGAUGUCGCACGCCAGUCAACCACGCAGCUGAAAAGGGAUGGAGCCCAGCCUUCCAUGUUUCAUCUUCUUCUCUCUGGUUGGCUUUGUCUUCACCUCCUUUAAUGACCUCCACCGUAACGGCACCCAACACCAUGACUACUGCGUGCUUGGAGCUGGACCUGCUGGCCUGCAGAUGGGCUAUUUCCUGUCCAAGGCUAAAAGAAACUACAUUAUACUGGAGAGGAACUCGGGACCUGGUAGCUUCUUUAACAAGUACCCCAGGCACAGAAAACUCAUUAGCAUUAACAAGAUCCAUACUGGAAGACGCAACCGGGAGUUCAACCUGCGGCACGACUGGAACUCUCUGCUGAGCGAUAAACCAGACCUCCUUUUCCAGAGAGUGAGCAGCGAGUUUUACCCGCCAGCAGAUAAACUCCCCCUCUAUCUGUCCAUGUUUGAGAGGGAGCUCAAGCUGAAGGUGCAGUACGGGGUGGAUGUUGGGAGGAUUAGAGCUGUACAGUCAGCAGCAGAAAGGAGCUACAUCCUCACUGAUCAACACGGUGGAGACUACACCUGCAGCGUCCUGUUGGUGGCCACGGGGUUGUGGGUGCCUCAAGUGGUGGAAUUUGUUGGCUCGGAUCUUGUAGAGGGGUACGAGUCCAUCUCUACUAACCCAGAGGACUACAAGGACCAGGCUGUGCUCAUUCUGGGGAAGGGGAACUCUGCUUUUGAAACUGCUCAAAGCAUCAUUGGAACAGCGAGUCGCGUGCACAUGCUCAGCUCCAGUCCUGUUCGCCUGGCAUGGCAGACUCAUUAUGUGGGAGAUCUAAGAGCUGUCAACAACGAGCUGAUAGACACGUACCAGUUGAAGUCCCUGGAUGGACUGGUGGAGGCACGCUUGGAGAAAAUCGUCAUCGCUGAGCGAAAAGAUCAAAGCAGGAGGGCAUCGGGAGGAAAGAAGAAAGGGAAAGGGCGACAGUUUUACCUCAUGCUGAAGAAGUACCUCCAAAACAGUCAGAACAGUUCUGGUGUGACACAGGAAGAGCUGUCGGGGUACCACAUCGACAACUUCCCAAUGAGAAAACCCUACGACCGUGUCAUCCGAUGCCUCGGAUUCCGAUUCAACUUCAGCAUAUUUGACAGUUCUGCAAGCCCACCAAACAGUGAGAAUGCAAAAGGGAGGCUGCCGGGGGUUACGGCGUGGUAUGAAGGGAAGGACACCCCUGGCUUGUUUGUGCUGGGAACUGCCUCUCACUCCAGAGACUACCGAGCUUCUGCUGGCGGCUUCAUCCACGGGUUCCGUUACACAGCCCGAGCUGUGCACCGUGUACUUGAGCAUCGUUACCAUGGAAACGCAUGGCCUUCAACAAAACUGUCAACAACUCAGCUGCUGUCUUGGAUCCUGAGGCGCGUCAGCGAGGCUUCUGGGCCGUACCAAAUGUUUGAGAUGGUUGGAGAUGUUAUACUUCUUCGAGGCCUUCACUGUGAGUACGUGGAGGAGUUUCUGCUGCAGGCCUUGCCACAGUUCUCCACUCUUUCUGGUCAUCAAAUUUCCAGGCAUGGAUUCAUCGUCCUGGUCAUGCAGUAUGGGAAAAAGAAGAUAGACUAUCUGGGACGUGGCAGGGCAGAAACCGACUGGACUAAAGCUUGGAAAUCUAACUUCCUACACCCUGUUUUAUAUUAUUAUGACAGACUCCCCACGGAGGAAGAAAUGAGGAUGCGUCCUCAUGGCUGGCCUUUGCCAAGACCCAAAGCGAUUCAUCACAUGGUUGAGGACUUUCUGACUGAGUGGGAUGGUCCUGUAUCCCACAUCCAGCCGCUGAGAAGCUUCUUGGAGCACUGUGUCCAGACUGACCUCAGGGCUUUUUAUGCCGAGUCAUGCUUCCGUUCUGCGCUCACCCACCGCAAGCCACCGCUGUUUUGCCAGGAGGGGUACUUGAAUCGGCAGGGCCUCAGUCAAAACUCUCAGCUUUUGCAGCAUGUUUAUGAUACUGGACCCCCCCGACCCCAGCACCAUGACGCGGGCUCGUCAGACGUUAACCCAGCAUUCCCCAGCUACCUGGCACCAGCCGGAGCAUCUCUGUCUUCAGGACUGAAACUUGACCUCUGAUAGCUACAUUAAUGCUACUUAGUUGUGGGAAAUAGCUACCUCCAUCAUUCAUAUUUAUUCCUUUUAUAUACCAAAAAAAAAUACAUGAAAUACUAUCUAUUGUAUCACUGUUUACUAUCCGUAUUUGCUUUCUCCUCCUCAAAAAAAAUAUAGCAUUUCAUUUAUAAAUAUUACAUCACUACAUGUCAACAUUCCUACCUUUACAUGAUUUGAACCAAAAUGAUAUUUAUAACUCUUUCUUUUUUUUACCAGGUUCAGAGGUGUACUUUCUAAAACUAAUGUUUGCUUGUUUUUUUGUUUUUUUUGUUUUUUUUAGUUCUUACUCCUAUGAGAUUAUAUUUAACUAUAUAGUUAAGUAACAAGCUGGUUUAAACCACUUCUUAUCACUGGAAAGGCACUUUGUCUCUUAUCAGCUUUAUUGUCUCUCAUAAAUAUUUAUGUUUUUUACGCUUUUUUGUCAUUUCAUAUCAUGGAAAUCUAUACAGGUGGAGGUGAAGUGUCAAAAAUUAUAAUUUUUAUAAAAAAAUAAAUAUUAAAAUGUUUGUAAAA
Messenger RNA from Oryzias melastigma (Indian medaka), 2765 nucleotides. RefSeq names its product FAD-dependent oxidoreductase domain containing 2 (gene foxred2). Gene Ontology annotation, molecular function: monooxygenase activity; flavin adenine dinucleotide binding. NCBI's taxonomy places the organism in Eukaryota, Metazoa, Chordata, Actinopteri, Beloniformes, Adrianichthyidae. The transcript has 10 exons. Bases 165 to 2216 code for a protein of 683 amino acids. The record is from RefSeq and is a predicted model, not a curated record.